UUCAGCAGUUCAGAGCGGAUUCGAUCUGAGGAGAAUCUGAGAGACUCGGAUUUACACUGGAAUAACUCUUUAAUUCGGAUUUUAUGGGCGUUUUAGUGUUUAAUUCGAUUCGUUCUGACACGGGAUGUUGUUUGCAGUGAGUCCAGUGAACCACAGUGAGGGGUCCAGUGGGAUCUGUGGCUGAGGGUGCGAGCGGGAUGUUUGGGCAGAGCGGCGUUGGUGUUGGUGGCGUUGGUGGAGGCGGUGUGAACAGGCACUCGGGCGUGGCUCCGGGUUCGACGACGUGGACGAUGGUUAACCCACCGAGCGCCAGGGAUAACCCCCCCGCAGCCCAUCCAGACUACAUCCUGCAGCUGGUCAGCGACGUCCGCAACUUCGCCGACGUCUUACUGACCCUCAAAGAGGCGUUCCAGUCUACAGAGCGGGUGGAGUGUGUGGAGGUGGAGGAGCGGUUGGCGGAGCUCCUGCGGGUUCUGAAGGCCGUUAUUGGGAAGCACCAGGCGCUGAACUCCGUGGAGAUCCUCAGCACUGCGGGAACCGUCAUCGCCAAGGUCAAAGGUGUUAACUUUAAGGAGGUGAAUCAGGAGAACCGUAGUUCUGUGUUUCGUGAGAUCUACACCUCCAUCGAUACUUUGGCGUUCACGUUUGGCAAUGUAGUGUCUGAUUUCCUUAUGGGAGAUGUGGACAGUGGCUCCAGCGUGGGGCCGGCCCCGCCCAGACGCAGCCGGUCGUUUGAGAACCUGUCCGGAGAUGGAGGACGAGGAUGUGGGGAGGUGAAGGAUGGUCUGGCAGAAGCGUCGCGGCUGGCGGUUCCGGAGCUGACGGGGGUGGAGAAGGUGGAUCAGGCCCUGCUAAAGAAUGACAGCGGGGUGGAGUCGGCUCUGCUCUACGCCAAGGCCUGGUCCAAAUACACCAAAGAUGUUCUGGCCUGGGUGGAGAAGCGCCUCAGUCUGGAUAUGGAGUGCGCUAAAAGCUACGCUAAAAUGGCAGAAUCCGCUAAAGCUGUGGCGAUCCAGCAGGACUACAUGCCGUUCAGGGAUAUUUACGUCUCUGCAUUUAAGAACGAGAUGGAGCACAGCCAGCUCCUCCUGCAGACUGCAGCAGCUCUACAAACCAACAGAUUCAUACAGCCGCUGGUGGCCCGUAAGAAUGAUCUGGACCGGCGGAGGAAGGAGCUGAAGGAACAGUGGCAGCGGGAGCAGAAGAAAAUGAGUGAAGCGGAGAGCGCGGUGCGUAAGGCUCGGCUGCUGCAGUCUCAGAGGAGGGAGGAAUAUGAAAAAGCUCGUAACUCCAGCAGCCGCGGCGGAGAGGAUCAGCCGAGCGCCGGGGGGAAAUCUCUGGAGAAGAAGAGGAGGCUGGAGGAGGAGGCGCUGCUGAAGGCGGAGGAGGCGUUGGAGCAUUGUAAGGUGUGUGUAACAGAUGCUGGAGUAAAGAGGCAGGAGAUGGAGAACGCUAAACACCAGAUCCUCACUCAGAUCAGAGAACUCGUCUUCCAGUGUGAUCUCACGCUCAAAGCCGUGACGGUGAACUGGUUUCAGAUGCUGCAGUCUCAGGCGGUCUCUGGGCCGGUGAGGUUUCAGACUCUGUGUGAUCAGGUGAAGCAGUAUGAGCCGGGUCAGUGCUACUCCCAGUUCGUCCACAGUUUACCCAAAGAGCGGGUCUGGCUGGAGGCGCUCUCCCAGGACAGUACCGGACCCUCCAGAACCGGGAUAUCGUUCCAUAAGCGUUCCCUGAGCAGCUCACACUCUCACAGCACCACCGCUGUCACCGACGGACUCGCCGCCGACGACCUCAAUAACCCCGCCCACCACCGGCUCAGCAGAACCACCGACAAGCCGCCCAACAGCGCCGCCGACGUUCAGGGGGUGAAGUCACAGUGCCCCCCGCAGGUGUGGAGCUGCAGUAGCUCUGUGGGUGGAGGCGGGGUGGGCAGUGACUCUGAGAGCGCCGGGGGCAGCAGUGAGACCCGCUCUGUAGACUCACCUACAGCCAGCCCAGGUGAUUUUAAACGCCGGCUGCCCAGAACCCCCUCUACAGGCACCAUGUCCUCCGCUGAUGAUCUGGAUGAGAGAGAACCUCCUUCACCCAUAGACAACGGUCUGGGAGAGAUGAUGACGGAGACGACGAGUUCCCCCGGACCGUUCCGGAACACUCAGAUGUCCAAAGCGGCUCAAACACACAAACUGAGGAAACUCCGCGCCCCGUCCAAGUGCCGAGAGUGCGACAGCCUGGUGGUGUUUCACGGAGCCGAGUGUGAGGAGUGCUCGGUGGCGGUACAUAAGAAGUGUUUGGAGACGUUGGCGAUUCAGUGCGGUCAUAAGAAGCUUCAGGGUCGGCUGCAGCUGUUCGGGAUCGAUUUCGCUCAGGCGGCGAAGAACAGCCCGGACGGGAUUCCCUUCAUCAUCAAGAAGUGCACCUCCGAGAUCGAGAGCCGCGCUCUCAGCAUCAAGGGUAUUUACCGUGUUAACGGAGCGAAGUCCCGGGUGGAGAAGCUCUGCCAGGCGUUUGAGAACGGGAAGGACCUGGUGGAGCUGUCCGACCUUUACCCUCACGACAUCAGCAACGUCCUCAAACUCUACCUGAGACAGCUGCCGGAGCCGCUGAUCCUGUACCGAUAUUAUAACGAGUUCAUCGGCCUGGCGAAGGAAGCACAGGCCAUACUGGUAGAGGAGGCGGAGUCUGCACGGAACCGGCCCCUGGAGGAGGAGCCAAGCCUCAGCAUGGAGCUGAAUAGAACAGUCUUUAAAAUACGAGACCUCCUCCGGCAGCUGCCACUCGCACACUACAGAACCCUGCACUUCCUCAUCACUCACCUGCACAGAGUGACGGAGUGUGCGGAGGAGAAUAAAAUGACGGCGAGUAAUCUGGGGAUUAUCUUCGGGCCGACGCUGAUAAAGCCGCGGCAGACGGAGGCGGAGGUGUCGCUGUCGUCGCUGGUGGAUUACCCGUACCAGGCUCUGAUGGUGGAGAUCUUCAUAACCCACCUCGCCACCAUCUUCGACGCUCCGCUACGCCCCGUAUCUCCACUAAACGCCCCGACGCCCACCGACUCCCCAGUACCCCGUCCCCGCGACAAAGACCGGCUCAGCCGACACUCACGAUCCCUGCUGGACAUCAAAGAGCAGGCCUCUAAAGUGUAUAAGAGACACUCCUCGGUUAUCCCCUCCACGCUCUCGCUGGACGAAGUGAAGGAGCUGAAACCCGGAGACUCGAAACCAGGAAAAGAGGAAACAACCGCAGUGGACUGUACUGACUGUCUGAACGGCGUCGGCUCAGCGGCAGAGGUGCAGAGAUCCACGCUGGUUUUUGGCAAGCCCGGUGUCACCAGCAUAACCAGCGGCCCGGUGCAGCUCCGCACUCAGCGCUCUCGCACCACCUCUCGACCAAUCAGCAUGCCCGUGGACCGGCUCCUGAAUGAGAGGAACCAACAGAACUCUGCAGAACGGGAAAACGUUCCCGCCGCCAUCCAGGAGGUUACGGAGCCGGAGAAGCCGGAAAACCGCUACAAGAGCCCGUUCAUUCACACCCACACGCUGCGGCGCACCUGGGACCGGCAGUACCGGCACUACGGCGUCACCCCCCGCACCGCCAUGAUAGUCGCCAACCUGCCUGUGUCUGACGGAACCGAUAAAACCAAACCUGCCGCCGGAGCUGAGCCGGCUUCCGGUUCUGGCAGUGGUCCUGCUUUACCGAAGAAUAACCCGCAUACGGUCCCCAUCCGAACCUUCAGGUCGUCCUGGAGGGACGCCAGUUCCGGUCAGAGCGGGGAGGGUCCGAUUACCUUCAGACAACCGAGGAUGCUCCAACCCCCGCCGGGAACUUUCUACAAACCACCAUCGGCGCCGCGCUCCAAGCCUCCGGACCUAGAACUGCAGACUGUUACCGCAUCCUCUACUUCGACAUCUGUUACCAUAGCAACAACAAUUGCCAAACCUCCAGUUGCGGAAACGAGGACAGUCACCGCAUCAUCGCCUGUUACCACAUCAACAGUUGUCACAAUGGUUUCAUUGACGAUGGGUGCACCAGUGGCCACGCUGACUGUUUCUACGACAACACCUACAGCCGUAACCAAACCCACUGUUACAAAAGUGUUGCGGUCCAUGUCGGAGGACGGUCGGUCUGAGACUCGCUCCUCCGGAUUUGAUACGAUCAGUUUACCGACUCUUUCUCCCCCAAUGUCUCCGUCCUCCACCCCCGAGGACCUGAGCCCCACCGAGGCCAAGCCCGUGUACCAGAGACAGCGCGGCAGUCGCCGCAUCGUCCCCAGCGAGACGGAGCGCCGGGAAGCUCACUUUGUGUAAAGUGCUACCGUGGCUAUAGGCUUCGUCCCACGUUACAGUCACCGGCCUCCUAACAUCGCUACCACAGCGUUAGCACACCAGCCACAGGCGUCGUCCAAUGACGUAACUUCACAGAGUUAGCAUGCCGGCUAUUUGCCGCGUCCCACAUCUCUACCGUGGCAUUAUGGUGCCAGCUACCGACCACCAUCUUUAUCACUACCGACAUCCCUACUACAGUGUUAGCACAACGUCUACGUACCAUGUCCUGCAAUUCUACCAUAUUCUUACCAUCGCUAUCACACCAUUAGCACACUGCUACAGUGUUGCUAGCAGGCUAGCUACGAGCCUUCUGACACUGCUACACUGUUGCUAACAGGCGUCACAAAGUCACAAACCCCAGCAUUAGCAUGUAGACUAUGGGCCUUGUCUUAAAUUGCUACUACUUUUAUUAGCAUGCCCGCUAAAGGCCUUGUGCUACAUCGCUACUACAGUGUUAGCACUCUGGCUACAGGCUUCAUACCCCGUUAUUCUCGCCACAUUAGCACGCCUCGGCUAACAAAUCAGAUGCUCUGUACGUCUUAAACAAACAUCACGUUAGCUUUCCGUCCAAAACCGUAUCCGAGUGGAAAAUCCGAUCUGUUUCUUUGAAUCCACAAAAAUUUGCCCGGUUCCGCCUCCAGCAGUUUUUAGUCCCGCCCACUAAUGCUCAGGUUAUACUGAGUGUAUUAGAGCAUAUAGCAGACGCCUAAACCUCCUAAACUCCGCCCCCACAGGAAGUUAUAAUACAUGGUUUUAUCUCCUGCUGUUCAAUUUUAAAUUUUUAAAUAAUUAUCAUUUUAAAAACGAAAAAUUAUUGUUCUGUAAAAUGUUGUGAAUGCAGGCACCAAGUGUCGCUAUUUAAGCCCCGCCCACAGACACCACAUUCGUCCAGAUGUUGUAAUUAAUGAAUAUAUGUGUAUGUAUAUUUGUAAAAACCUUUUUCUACUGCAAUACUGUUACAACAAAAAUGUGUUUAAGAAAACGUUUUAAAGUUAAAACUAAAAAAUCCUAAAUAAGUUUUUAGUUUUUUUUGCUGCUUUUCUCUGGAAUCUCUGAUACAUUAAACAAUAAAUCCACAUCCAGAUCCUGACUGAUCUGUGACGCACACUGUUGCAUUCAUUAUGAUGUCGGACAUGAUGGAAUAUGCAUUAAAUAUAUAUUUCUAAAAUCUCAUUUUUAAAAAUUUAAUUCUACCUGGAAGAAUAAAUAAUGUAUAUAAAUAUUUGUAACACAAGUAAUAAAUACCAAACGUUUAUAAAGUGCAUCAGUAUGCAGAAAUAGAGAGCCAAGUUUGACUUGUUUUUAUAGUAAAUAUUUUAAAAAGUGAAUUUUUCAAUUGUCCAAUGAAAAACAAGUACCUCCUUUUUGUAGAUUUUUAGUUUUCUACAUAAUUUGAACAUACAAACUCCAUUACACUGCAUUACAAUUUCCUAAUGAAUGGACCAAUAAAAACUCUUCAGAAUUAUCUGAAAUUAACUAAUUUUACUUUGACUUCUAUAGAAAGUUAAGAAGAUUUUAGGCCAUGUUUUAGUGAUAAAAAUACUGUCUGUUUAAAACUGUAUAAUAUAUAUAAAAAUAUAUAAAACAAAUUCGGUCUGUAAUAAUUCGACACAGUUUGAGCUGUAAUUUCUCGGUCCAUAACAUUUGAAAUAUAUAAAUAUAUAUAUUGAAUAUAUGUGUGUAUGAUGAUGUGUGAGGAUAUGUUGCACAGUAAACAGCUGUUUAUAGGAAAUCUGUACAGUGAAAUUAAACCUGUAUAUUAUGAAUUUUAUUACAGUGUAUUUUUAUAAUGCACUUAAAAUUCUAAUGAGUGGAAAUGUGAUGAAUAUUCAUGUUGUAUUUACAUAUUUACAGUAAACCUGCUUGCUGCGGGAGAGAGUUACUGUUUAAUUUCUGUUUUUAUUUUACAGAAACUGUUUUUAAAGAGGAAGUGUGUUAAUUUUAUUGUAAUGAUUAUACUGGUUAUACUGGUGAUGCUCCUGAGGAAGAACACUGUUCAGAUUAAAUCUUAUUAUAUAACCUCA
This is a messenger RNA of Astyanax mexicanus (Mexican tetra), 6343 nucleotides long. RefSeq names its product Rho GTPase activating protein 29b (gene arhgap29b). The transcript is spliced from 23 exons. Bases 198 to 4301 code for a protein of 1367 amino acids. NCBI's taxonomy places the organism in Eukaryota, Metazoa, Chordata, Actinopteri, Characiformes, Acestrorhamphidae. Gene Ontology annotation, biological process: activation of GTPase activity; signal transduction. The record is from RefSeq and is a predicted model, not a curated record. Gene Ontology annotation, cellular component: cytoplasm. Gene Ontology annotation, molecular function: GTPase activator activity.